CAUGAUAACUCACUCCUUUGGCCCUGGACUGGCAACGAAAUGGCUUUCCUAUGUGCAACGCUGGCUACAGUAAUGAAAUGGCGACCAAUGGUGAUAUAUCGAUGAUCUCGCCGCCAACGUCUUCCAUUUCAAACGAUCAAGAUCCGUUUGGACAGCUGCCACCACUACCACCGCCAUUGCGUUCCACCCAAGUGCUUCAGCCAUUGAGCGUAUUUCCAGGUGCCAAACGAACCAAAUUUCUCAAUUUCUCCAAUUCUCUGUUCCUUUCAUUUUUUUUUUAUCAGUUUGUUUGAUUGUGGUUAACUAAACAAUUUUUAUUUGAUUUUUUAUAUGGAUAUACAAUAUAUAUCUGUACAUAGCUUUUAUUCGUAUGCACAAAAAAAAAAAAAAAGAAAUCAUUUGAUUUUUCAAGUAUUUCCACUUGAAUUGAUGUAUAGAUUGGAUUUUUGAUUUGCUUGCCAACAUAAUUGCCGUUGUAUUUGAUGCUAUUUGUAUAUUAUUUUCAAUUUCGACUCCAUUCAAAUACUACCUGCAUAGAACAACACUCAACACUCCACACUCUACACUAGACUACACGUUUUGGCUUACACUCCAAUACACACACACACACUCACACUCCGAACAUGCCGCAACGCGUUACAGCUACACGUAUUUUUUUGAUACCUUUGUUUAGAAUUUUCCAGCUGCGCUCGCCGCACUCAUUCAGUCAAUCAAUCAAUCAAUCAAUCAAUCGGAUUCCCUUUCAAAACAUAACAAACAUACAACCAAUCUGUCAAACAGUCGUCCAUUAAUUAAAUGUCGCUCUCAAUGUCCUCUAUCUCUGCUUGCUCUUUGUAUUUGCAACUUUUUUGACUAAAACAAAAAUCAAAACAUUUUUUAUUUGUUAACUCCCCAUAUACAAACUUUUUUCAAGUAGCAUUAGCUCUGCUCUGUUUUGAUGCCGCUGUCGUGUGUGUGAUUUUUUUGAAAAUGUUUAUUAGAAAAACACGAUAAAAAAAUGUAAUUCGCAGCUGCUUUGUAAACAUUUUUUGAACGUUUGCCAGCCGUUGCUCAUUUCACUUCACUUACCUUUGUGAUGCCCCCAAAAAUCUGUCAAACCCAACAAAAACAAAGUAACAAAAUGCUAACAAAUUACAACAAUUUUGUGCUCUCUUCUAUUUUUUCCCCUCGGUCAACAAACAACAAAUCAAAUAAAAUGAUAUUCAUAAUGAUAUCAUAUCUUGACAAAUAAC
Molecule: messenger RNA, 1232 nt
Organism: Drosophila innubila
Lineage: Eukaryota; Metazoa; Arthropoda; Insecta; Diptera; Drosophilidae
Exons: 2
Coding region: 51-293 (80 amino acids)
Source: RefSeq, a predicted model, not a curated record